Molecule: messenger RNA, 3783 nt
Organism: Oldenlandia corymbosa var. corymbosa
Lineage: Eukaryota; Viridiplantae; Streptophyta; Magnoliopsida; Gentianales; Rubiaceae
Source: the annotation of a GenBank genome assembly
AUGGAUCGAAAAUUCUUUGAACUCAUUUUGAUACAUUGUGUAACGAUGAUUACUUGUUGCAUGGCCCUGAUACAAACCAACAUUGAUACUGAUCAAUCAGCUCUCUUAGCCUUGAAAAACCACAUUACCUCUGACCCUCACCAAAUCUUAUCUAAAAACUGGUUGUCUAAUGCUCCAUCCUCCUCUGUUUGUGAUUGGAUUGGAGUUCAGUGCGGCUCCCGCCACCGGAGAGUCAUUGCUUUAAAUGUUUCCGGCAUGGAUCUUACGGGCACCAUUCCACCACAUUUGGGUAAUCUCUCAUUUCUUACUGCUCUCGAUAUGACAGAUAACUAUUUUCACGGAACUCUGCCUCCAGAAUCGUCCCGAUUACGUAGAAUAAGGUUUAUCAUGUUGGACAAUAACAACUUCAGCGGACCAGUUCCUACAUGGUUCGCACCAAACCUUCAAAUCUUGUCUUUGGGGUUCAACUAUUUUGGUGGAUCUAUCCCGUCCUCCAUAUCCCAUCUUUCAAAUUUAGAGAUUUUGAAUCUUCAAAGCAAUGCUCUUACUGGAAAUAUUCCUGGAGAGAUGGGGAAUCUCCAAAGGCUAACAGUUUUGAACCUUGAAGAUAAUUAUCUUGUUGGAUCCAUCCCUUCUUCCAUCUUCAACAUCUCUACGUUGGAGCAGGUUGGUUUGACAUUCAAUAACUUGACUGGAAGUCUUCCGGUUGAUAUUUGUCACAAUGAUCUCCCAAAUCUCACAGAGAUUCAUUUCGCUUAUAACCAGUUCAAUGGAACGAUCCCUCCAAGUAUAUCGCAUUGUUUCCAACUUCAGAUCCUGUCAUUGUCAUAUAACAAUUUCAGUGGAUUCAUCCCAAAAGAACUCAGCAACUUGGACAUGCUGGAAGAAUUAUACAUGGGAGGCAACAAUUUACAAGGUGAGAUCCCCAGAGAGAUUGGCAAUCUUCGUAAUCUUGAACGGCUUGGCAUAGAACGAAACCGAGUUUCAGGCUUAAUUCCAAAAGAAAUAGGAAAUCUGACAAACCUCACUUACCUUAAUUUGGGCAGUAAUUCCCUCACGGGAAUAAUACCUGAAGAGGUUGGAAAUCUCCAGAAGAUGGCAGAGCUGAGUUUUGAAAAUAAUUAUCUUGUUGGUUCCAUUCCCUCCUCCAUCUUCAACAUUCCUACGUUGGAGAUUGUUCAUUUGACGUACAAUAACUUGACAGGAUUUCUUCCGAAUGAUAUUUGCCACCACCUUCCAAAUCUUAAAGAGAUUGAUUUAUCUGGCAACCAAUUAAGUGGCCAAAUUCCUCCAAGUCUGUGCUUUUGUUCUCAACUUCAGAUACUUUCAUUGUCAUACAACACAUUUAAUGGAUCCAUACCAAAACAAAUUGGCAACUUGCAGAUGCUGAAAUCAUUAGACCUUGGAAGCAAUCAUCAUUUAACAGGUGUGAUUCCCCGAGAGAUUGGCAAUCUUCAUAAUCUCCAAAAUUUUUAUGUAAACACCAACAAGAUUUCGGGGUCCAUUCCUAAGGAACUAGGAAACUUGACCAUGCUUACCAGACUUAGAUUGGGCGAAAAUUACUUGACAGUUAAUCACAUCACAUGCAAUCUUCCAUCAAAUAUUGGUUAUCAAAUGCCUAAUCUAGAACGUCUUGAACUUGGAUCAAAUAACAUUAGUGGAGUUAUACCAGUUUCCUUUGGAAAUUGCUCUAAGUUGUUCGCUCUUACUAUUGAAGCAAACCAAUUCACUGGCUCAAUUCCCAACUCCCUUGGAAACCUUGAGGGUCUAGUAAUGCUAUCUCUUUCGACUAACCAUUUGAGCAAUGAUCCAACAUCAUUGGAGCUAGAUUUCCUUACUUCUUUAACAAACUGCAAGUCUUUAAAGGUUCUAAAUAUAGAUGAGAAUGCACUAGACGGAAUUCUCCCAAAUUCCGUUGGGAAUUUUUCCAUUUCCUUUAAAGAAUUCACAGCAUCAGUGAAUGAAAUCAAAGGUCCAAUACCCAAUCUAAUUGGCAAUCUAAGUGGCCUAUACCUAAUUGACCUGAAUGACAACCAACUCACUGGAUCUAUUCCGAGUACAAUUCAGGAAUUAAAAAACCUUCAAGAGCUGUCUCUUAUGCAAAACAAACUAGGGGGAACUCUGGACAAAUUUUGCGACAUGCACAGUUUAGCUAACUUGUAUCUAAGUGGGAACCAAAUUUCGGGGCCAAUUCCAGGUUGUUUCGGCAGUAUGACUUCUCUAAGGAAUCUUAACCUGAGUUACAACUUAUUGACCUCAAGUAUUCCUACAAACAUUUGGAAGCUAAAAGAUAUAGUUGUUCUCGACCUUGCCUCCAACUCCUUCAACGGUUCACUGCAUGUUGAUAUUGGAAACUUGAAGGCUCUUAUCUCAAUGGACCUGUCCAUGAACCAAAUUUCUGGGGCCAUUCCGAGCACAUUAGAUGGAUUGCAAUACCUGCAAAACCUUUCUUUAGCAAACAACUUACUAGAAGGAUCAAUACCAGAAUCAUGUGGGAAAAUGUGGAGUUUAACAUCCAUGAACUUGUCACAUAAUAACCUCUCAGGUUCGAUCCCCAAAUCAUUGGAGAACCUUCUAUCUCUCCAUGUCUUUGAUGUUUCAUCUAAUCAUUUGGUGGGUGAAAUCCCUUCUGAAGGACCCUUCAGAAAAUUCACGAGUGAAUACUUCUCUAACAAUGAUGCACUAUGUGGAGAUCCUAAAUUCCAAGUUCCUCUAUGCCCAAAAAUUUCCUUACACAAGCCAAGAGUAAAAAAGGUGCGUAUGUAUAUUAUCAUUCCAAUUGGGAUUGCUACUCUUGUAGUUUUGGCCUUAGCAUUUGCAUUAAGGAGAUGUCGGAAGAAGUCUAAACCUUCUCGAGAAAGCACAAUUGUGGUACCAACACAAGAAAGAAUUUCAUACUAUGAAGUUCUUCAAGCAACUGGUAGACUUGAUGAAAGCAAUUUGCUCGGCUCAGGGACCUUUGGAUCUGUUUAUAAAGGGAUUCUUGUAGAUGGAAGGUUCAUUGCAGUGAAAGUAUUCAAGUUUCAAGUUGCAGAAGCAUUCAAGAGUUUUGAUGUUGAAUGUGACAUAUUUAGGAAUGUUCGCCAUCGAAAUAUUGUUAAGGUCAUCAGUAGCUGCUCUAACCAUGAUUUCAAGGCAUUGGUACUUCAAUACAUGAGUAAUGAUAGUCUUGAGACGUGGUUGUAUUCCCAUAACCAUUUCCUAACAAUCAUUCAGAGAUUGGACAUAAUGAUAGAUGUGGCAAGUGCGUUACACUACCUUCAUCACGAAUACACAACAACGGUGAUCCAUUGUGAUCUAAAACCAAGCAAUGUCCUACUGGAUGAAGACAUGGUUGCCCAUGUAAGUGAUUUUGGCAUCGCAAAAAUGUCGUCCAAAGAGGAAAGUAUGGCGUUAACCAAGACCUUUGCCACAAUUGGCUACAUAGCACCAGAGUAUGGAACCGAAGGAUUGAUAUCAAGAAGAUGCGACGUUUACAGCUACGGAAUCAUGCUCAUGGAAGUGUUCACAAGAAAAAGGCCAAGUGAUGAAAUGUUCAGUGGGGAUUUAAACUUGAAAACUUGGGUAAACAAUGCAAUGGUAGCUGAUUCAAUCCUUGCAGUCAUAGAUGCCAACUUAUUAACUCCAACCGAAGAACAUCUUGCUGAAAAGCUGGAGUGUUUAUCAUCAAUCAUGGAACUGGCAUUGAAAUGUGUUUGUGAAUCUCCCAAAGACAGAGUUAGUAUGAUAGAUGUGUUUCCAUCCCUCAAUAAAAUGAAACUCAAACUUCUUCAAAAUGUAUAA